AUGUCUCCGGAUGCCAUCUCUCCAUACCCAGACAGACCCAUCCGCCCUCUACCCAAGAGACGGCUGCGUGAACGGCUCUCCCCAGAUGUUGCUGAAUCCAUAAAGUACCCUCCUGCCCCUAAGACCACUACCCCAUUGUUUUACCAUCCGUACAAUCUUAGGGAAGAAGUUGGAACGAACAGUCUCGUGGAAUCGCAGCAUCCGAGCGAGCGGGAACGGGCAGACGAGAUCGAACGAAACUACAUCUCACGAAGGAACGGAGAUGAGCUAGAGAGUGACGAGGAUGAGACUGCAUACCGGAGUAGAAUCUAUUCGAGACAUUCGGUGCAUACCACCGGCCGGUCGUAUAGAUAUGUUCAGAAGCCUGGUGCAAAGCACCCAAAUCCUCAGCCUCCAGCAUCUACGACUUCGUCAGCAGACGGGUACGAUUCUUUUGAGAACACGAAUAACAAGAAAAAGCGAAAGAUUCCUACUCCCGGUGACUCGAACCUGAACGGGGUUCAUCUUUCAAGCGACGUGGCUCAUAUAUCUGGCCCGGAUGAUCUUGCUGAGGAUAUUGGAACUGGAACUGGAUCGUAUCAUGGGUCGGGAAAUGUUGGUCAAGGAAUCUCUGGUCCUGGAAGGGGCAGGUACGGUCGUAUCCGGAAUGGCAGGAGCCCUUUGAGAACCUUAUCUGAUGCCUCAAGCAACUGGGGCAACGGACGAACAGCCAAACAAAGGCCACCUCAGUGGCCACCAACAACCGAAUCUCCGGGGAUUAUUUCCAGAUCCAUCGCGAAUGCUAAUGCCGAAAAGAGCCCAAUCACCCCUGCGAAAGGACAAGAGAAUGUUAGCCUUUUGCAACAACAAGCCUCCAAAAAAUCAAGUCCUGCUUCCACGCAAUUCACCUUUACCUGUGACUCUCAAGUACCUGGUACGGUCGCUUGGCCCGGUCCCAGCACAACAACAACAACAACGAUGCAUCAAAGUCCUAUGGUUCGCAACAUGAGCGCAGGAUACCAGUCUACGAAGGAGUACAUGUCACAAAUGCGAACAGAAGCUACUCAAACCAGUCCGAGCAUGGCAACUGCUCCCCUCGCCGAGAAGCCAAAGCAGGGUCUAGCUGCGUCGCAACAUGCUGGUAAUUCUCAAAAGCAAUCGCCAGCUCCAGCUGAACCUGCCAAGAAACCCCGACGUCGAGCAGCCAAAGAAUAUCACAUUGCAGCCCGUCAACGACGUCAUGCACAACAAUUCAAGAACUACCACAAUCCUCCCGUCACUGAAGACAUAUGGAUCUGUGAAUUCUGCGAGUACGAACGUAUCUUCGGCACCCCUCCGAAGGCUUUGAUUCGACAAUACGAGAUCAAGGACAGACAUGCCAAGAAGCAGGAAGCAGAGAAGAGACGAUUACUGGAGAAAGCGAAGAUGAAGGGACGGAAGAAGAAGGGAAACAAAUCGGUUCCAAAGCCUUCACAGACUGCAAACAAUCCACAACCUCCGCAACAACCCCAACCUCCUUCCAUGAAUCAAAGCCAGAGCCAGAGCCAGGGUACGCAGAGCGAGGAAUACUACGAGGAGGAAUACGAUGACGACUACGCUCAAGAUGACCCGCCUCCACCAUCUCCUGUUGAACCACCCACUGCUCGCCGAAAUGAGGUAGUCCAACCAGAUCCUGGCAAGCGACCGGACUCCCUUGCAGAGGUCGAUCUGAUGGAGAGGCGCAUUCUUCCCAAGGGAAAGCUUCGGGCAUGA
Messenger RNA from Hyaloscypha bicolor E, 1731 nucleotides. RefSeq lists its product as uncharacterized. Bases 1 to 1731 code for a protein of 576 amino acids. The transcript is spliced from 2 exons. The record is from RefSeq and is a predicted model, not a curated record. Lineage: Eukaryota; Fungi; Ascomycota; Leotiomycetes; Helotiales; Hyaloscyphaceae.